UGCCCCAGUCCUGGCCCAGCCUCAGGAGGAGCUGCAGCGGCUGCCCCAGCUCUGGGCUUUUAUCCACGGAUCCGGGACCCCACCCGCAGGCGCCAACUCCCACUCACGCCUGUUGCCCAGGAAAUGGCCCUGCUCCUCCUCCUCCUCGUCUUUGGGGGCUCCUGGCCCCCAGCGGUGAGCCCGGAGUCUGUGGCCUCCACGGCGUCCUUGGCCUCUUCGGUCUCUGAGACCCCACACCUCAAACCUGUGACCUCCUCCGAGUCGACAAGGGACCCAUCCGAGAAGGCUGAUGGCACCGGGGACCAGCUCCUACCUUCAUCUUCCUCAGCUCACUUUAGAGACCCUGAGGAGUCCCCUCUUGGGACUCCCACUGAUGGCACCAAUGGCACCCUGGGGCCUGGGCCCACAACCUCCCAGGAAAUUUCUAAUGAGAAGCCAUUAGUGCUCCCGGGAAUCUCUAAUGCAACCAGGGACCUUGCUGUCCUUGGGGCAGGUGGACCGAUGACAACCAGCUCUCUGGAGACCUCCAGUGACAGCAGUGACUCUCUUGUCUCCACGGAAAAAAUGCCUACGACAACCACCCCAAAGUCCCCCCAAAACACAAGUGUUAGGCCCUCCCCAAGUCCAGCUUCGGGAUGGAGUAGAGCCCCUGUCACCACUGCGGCUAGCUCUGGGGAGACCUCCAGUGGGACCAGUGGAACUCCCAUCACCACGGCAACUAGCUCUGUGGAGACCUCCAGUGGGACCAGUGGAACUCCCAUCACCAUGGCAACUAGCUCUGUGGAGACCUCCAGGGGGACCAGUGGAACUCCCAUCACCAUGGCAACUAGCUCUGUGGAGACCUCCAGGGGGACCAGCAGACCCUCUGUCACCAUGGAAACUAGUUCUGUGGAGACCUCCAGGGGGACCAGCAGACCCUCUGUCACCAUGGAAACUAGUUCUGUGGAGACCUCCAGGGGGACCAGCAGAACUCCCAUCGCCAUGGCAACCAGCUCUGUGUUGACCUCCAGGGGGACCAGUGGAACUCCCAUCGCCAUGGCAACUAGCUCUGUGUUGACCUCCAGGGGGACCAGUGGCUCCCGGGGCUCCGCAGAACAAAUUCCCACGAUGACUACCGAAGAGCCCUCUGGGAAUGCAAGCAUCCAAUCCAAGUCGGGGGGCCUGGUGCCGGUGGCUGUGCUGAUCGCCGUGCUGAUGGUCAUAGUGCUGGUGGCACUGCUCCUGCUGUGGCGCCGGAGGCAGAAGCACCGGACGGGGAUCCUGAUGCUGAACAGAAGUGGGGAGCGCAACGGGGUGGUGGAUGCCUGGGCUGGGCCAGCGCGGGUCGCCGACGAGGAGGCUGUGGUAGCAACAGCACAAGGGCCUGGUGGUGACAAGGCCUCGGGGGUCCCCAAGACGGAGGAGUCGGGCCGGCGGCCCACGCUCACCACUUUCUUCGGGAGACCGAAGUCUCGCCAGUGCUCCGUGGCGCUGGAGGAGCUCAGGUCCGGGCCAGGCCCUAGCCUCUCGGCGGAGGAGGAGCCGCUGGUGGGCAGCGAGGAAGGGGUUGAGGAUGCCCCCACUUCCAAUGGGCCGGAAGUGGGGCCUGGGGCUGCACCUCAGGGCUUGUGAAUACAGGAGCAGAGCCCAGAGCCCCGCCAGGCUCCCCCACCUUCCCUGCCACGGUCACUCCCAACCCCUUCCUGGCCCUGCCUUUUCUGUUCAGCUGCCCCCCAGAUUCUCAUCCUGCACCUGCACCCUCACUUGGAACCGUUCCCCCCCGCUUCUGCACCCUCCAGCCAGCCUCCGCGUUCAGCACCCCGGGGACUGCACGGCCCCAUCCCCUACCCCAGCCGCAUCGCCUUUCUUCCCAUCUUUCUUUGGAACCUGCUGCAAGGAACCCACCCCGAGCGCCCCCGUGAUUUGAGCCAGGAUUUCUCGGAAGACCCCUCAGGGAGUCUGGAGCCUGGGCAAUUGAAGACAGUGCCGGCUCACAGACUGCCGCCUCGGACGGGAUAUGGAAAGGUCAUGUGGCCCCGUGGUUAGGACAGUCCCGCCGGCUCAGCCCGUGACCCUCCUGGAGUCCUGGGCCCUGGUUCCUGGGCUGGGUGGGGCCGGGAGGGGCCGUGCAGCUGUGCCCCGAGCUGGGCCUGUCACCUUUCCCAGAUCAUGUGGACUCUGGACUGGCCCACGUCCCAGCCACCCCCAGCCACCGCCCACCCAAGGACUGGGGCAGCCGCAGAUGGCAGAUGCAAGCAUCGUAGCUGCUCCUCCCAAGGGCGGAGGGAGGGGGGUUUCUGGCCAGGUGUAGUUUUAAGCCCGGUGUGGGUCCAUUGGUGAGUGUGGUUGACGCGGGCUGACGAUUUUCCUCCUGUGGAGAGGAGUGGUGAGUCACGGCAGUGUCGGGGGAGGGGGCAGGAAGGGGUGCAGGCUGGGGGCCCCGGGACCGCUGAGAUGGUGUGUGUUCCUGUUUGUUGAGAGAGAGAGAGAGGGAGAGACAGAGAGAGGGAAACACAGCUCAGUCCGCAGCCCAGCGAGGAAUGCCAAGGUCCCUGCAAAGAUCAUGGGCGUGGCCCAAGUUGCAGGUGCCUGGGCUUGGCCACCCCACCGUACCCCUUCCUCGAAGGCUCCCUCGCUCCAGUGCACACUCGCGCCCACACCCACCCACCCGCACAGGCAGGGAGUCCGCCCAGUAGGGGGCAGUUCAGGGCUGUGAAACCACAGCCGCCCUCUUGCGAUGCUGAAUUCAAGCUCUGUCUAGGAGCUGAGCACUUCCCCUCCUCCAAGGGGAAUUAGAGAGAGAGAGAGUGAAAUCGGGAGAGGAGAGAGGCCGGGGUGCCAGACAGUUCCUCCAGGGGCCUGAGGUAUGGAGGAGAGAGGAGAGAAUGGGACCCGCCUGUGCCACCUCUGGGGGCAGCCCAGGCUACAGCCCGGGGUAGGGUGGGGGGAUCAGGCCAGCGGCCUUUGCUAUUUCCCUGGGGCCCAGAGGAGAUUUGCAAAGAGGAAGUUGUUGAGUCAGUGGAGUAGCUGAGAGCACCCAGCCUGACCUACAAAGACAGACCUGGAGCGCUGUGUGGGCCAGGCAGCCUGGGGUGGUGUGGGUGCUGACGAAAGCGGGAGUUAGAAGUGGGCAGAGGGCAGAAGGGGCAGCAGGUGGCCUCAGAGCCACCUGCCACCGCGUGGUGCCUUGGCUCUGGGAGAAAGGCUGGGCUGGGCUGCAAACUGGCCUCCUACCAGCCAGGGUGGGGACCUCCAGGGCCACAUUGGGCACCCCUUCCUCCUUCUCACGGGGUGCUGCUUUGUUUAGCCCAGGCAUAGCAGAAGUGAGCUGCAAAAGUCCCUCGGACCUACCGCAACUGCCGUCUGACGUCUGUCAAACCAAGUGCCCCAAUUUCAGCUUUAGAAGCUCCGGCCCCCUCCGUUGCCUUCCAUAGCCAUGCCACUGUCUAGCGCUGCUGGCUUCUGUGCCCACCCCACCCCCGGCAAAUCCUGGUGAGAGAGACGCCAGAAAAUACAAACAUCGUAAAUGCUAAAAUAGAGGCUCACACCAAAUUUCCCAAGUGUAUCCAAAGGAGGGCUCCUGGAAUUUGGGGGGGAGUGGGAUGGGGUGGGGGGGCUGGGGGGGUGUCGGUCACAGUCACUGCUAUGUUCCUGGUGGCCACUUGCCGCCCGGAAUUUAAUGUUCAAGUUCAUUUGAAUGAAUGGGCUAAGGAAUGAACGGAGGAGAUGACCUCUGGCAGAUUUUGCAGGCUGCGAAGGAUUUUGCCAGGAUAAGAUGGGGACCUGCCGUGCUGGCUGACAACUGUCUCCUCAAACGCCAGGGAAUGACUGGGGAAUGCUUACAAUACUGGGUUGAGAGGAAGCAAAAGCAAGUUAUUAAUUUGUAAAUACAUAGGAUUCUCGUCUGUCAGAAAAAUUCAAAAAGCUACAAGUAUAUGUUUAUAGAAAAAAAAAAACACCGAAGCGUUUGCUGUGGUUUUGUGUAAAGUGGGACAUUUAUGUGGGCUUGUCAUUUUGUUUAUACUUUUCUGUAUUUUCCAAGUUUAUACAAUAAAUGUUUAUUUCUUUGUGUGUG
Molecule: messenger RNA, 4054 nt
Organism: Oryctolagus cuniculus (rabbit)
Lineage: Eukaryota; Metazoa; Chordata; Mammalia; Lagomorpha; Leporidae
Gene: SPN
Product: sialophorin
Biological process (GO): type II interferon production; defense response to bacterium; regulation of T cell activation
Cellular component (GO): external side of plasma membrane
Molecular function (GO): transmembrane signaling receptor activity; heat shock protein binding
Source: RefSeq, a predicted model, not a curated record